Molecule: messenger RNA, 252 nt
Organism: Suillus fuscotomentosus
Lineage: Eukaryota; Fungi; Basidiomycota; Agaricomycetes; Boletales; Suillaceae
Exons: 1
Source: RefSeq, a predicted model, not a curated record
UUACUACUCACAGUCAGCUCACAGAGAUAUGUUCUACAUGUGCAUGAUACAUCAGCAAAACAAAAGACAAGCCAACUCACAUUUGAACUAAUGGAGAAGAAGUACAACUAUGUCAAGGAUGUUCUGUUUCUGACCAUAAUUGGUGUUUGUGGAGAUGCUGGUGGAGAUGAGAAGCAAGAUUGUCUUCUCUUCUUACACAAAUACCCAUGGAUGCUUGUUAUGGACUGCAGGAGUCAUCAGGUACAUAUCAUU